Messenger RNA from Pleuronectes platessa (European plaice), 387 nucleotides. Its product is annotated as eukaryotic translation initiation factor 4 gamma 3-like. Bases 35 to 352 code for a protein of 105 amino acids. The transcript is spliced from 3 exons. The record is from RefSeq and is a predicted model, not a curated record. NCBI's taxonomy places the organism in Eukaryota, Metazoa, Chordata, Actinopteri, Pleuronectiformes, Pleuronectidae. Gene Ontology annotation, cellular component: eukaryotic translation initiation factor 4F complex. Gene Ontology annotation, molecular function: protein binding; translation initiation factor activity; mRNA binding.
ACUCUUUAAGCUCAAGAAGCUAAAGGCGUCCGUCAUGCAUGACUGCAUGGUCAAGCUGCUGAAGAACCAAGACAACGUGUCUUUGGAGUGUCUGUGCAGCCUGCUCACCACCAUCGGAAAACACUUUGACAUAGAGGAGGCCAAGCCUCGGAUGAAUCAGUAUUUUUACCAGAUCAAAAAAAUCGUCAGAGAGGGGAAGACGGCCACUCGUAUACAGCUCAUGUUGAAGGAAAUUAUAGACCUGAGAUUGCACAACUGGGUGUCCACAGGACCCGACCAGGGUCAAAAAAACAUUGAUCCGUGCCACAAGGUGGCAAAGAUUGAAGAGCGGGAGGAGCCGAGAAAAGUGUAGCAGCAACUCCUCGCCAAAGACACCAAGAGACAGCC